Messenger RNA from Amoebophrya sp. A120, 1545 nucleotides. Lineage: Eukaryota; Dinophyceae; Syndiniales; Amoebophryaceae. The record is from the annotation of a GenBank genome assembly.
AGAUGCCCGGAGUGGUACGGACACAAGUAUUAAGACCGCUCCGCCUCGCGUUUUUCAGUUUCCAUCUCCACGCCGGGGAAGUAUCCAGGAAAAAACACCCAUCCCCAUCCAAUUUGUCAUGCAAAACAUGCAUAAUUUGCAGCGUUUUUCAUUUUCAUGCAAAAAAUGGAUGCGGAUGGUUUUUUCUUCUCGAUAGGAUGGCUUGAACGCGUAUAAACAGAGGCUGAACGGCUUGAAAGAGGUGUUCGGGGACAAGAGUUGUAUCUCCACUACCCAGGAGGGAGGCGAAGAACACGCCGAAGAGUCGCUGGUGCUCAACCGAGCGUCUGUGACGUCAGCGUCGGGCAGGACUGUAGGUAGAAGUUCUGGUGUGGUCCAGCAAGGGGCACCAGGGAGCUCAAACAACGGCGAGGGUACUCAAACAACUGGCAAUCCGUUGUUUGAAUACGAGCGGUCAUGUGACUAUCGCAGGAAAAAGCGUUAACGUUAACGGAUGAAUUUUUUGUAUAUGCAAACACGCAUGCCUAUGCGUGCCAUUGUCAUUGCCGGAAAAAAUGGAACUUGUAUUCGCCAUUUUUGCGUAGCAUGUAAUGUAGUAGAGAAAAUGAAAAUCAUCAUGUCAUGUCCUUUAGGCUGAAGACCGUUAAUAGCGUUAGCACUUUUCUGUUUGAUACUGACUUCGCGUUUUUCAGUGGGGAUUUCAAUUUCCGCUGUAUGCCGGUUAAUCAAGAUUAUUUGCUGCAGGAGGAUCAUAAUUUUGAAGGAGAAGGACAUCUUGAAGGGCACCAGGAGCACGUGCACGCAAGCGGCCCGGGGAGCGAAAUUCACCAUGCUAGUAAAAACCUCCACCAGGUAGAUCUUCAGGAAGAGGCCCUUUGCGGCUCCGCCGGUAAUUUUUGCUGCUCGAACACCAGUAAUUGCUGCUCCGAAAGCACGUUAUCAAAGGAGACGGUAAGUGACUUCUGUGCGGUAGGCGGAGCUGGAGGUGGAGCCGCAACGACCUCAAGUUCUAUCACAGGAAAUAGUGUUAACGUUAACGGAAUUUGUGAUGCAGAAACGCAUCCCAAAACGUGCCAACCUUUGUCAUGCAUAGCAUGCAUACUAGGCAAAAUUUGUCAUGCAUUUUUGCAAUCUAUGAAAACCGUUAAUGUUGCCACUUUUUCCUGUGAUAAGUUCAGGAUACGUCACAUCGUCGUGUGACGAGGAACAGUCCUCCUCUUUACGACAAUGCACAACUCCCUCUCCCCAUCAUUUGUCAUGUAAAAUACCAAGUCCACCCUUUCCCCUUUUGCGCGGCUUGCAUGACAGAUUCCGGAAGCCGAAACAGCUCUAGAAUCGGUCCCCCUUUUGUCAUGCAAAAGCUGUAUGUAUGCCACGACUUGCGUUGCUGCUAGCUUAUGCCAUUCAACAAAUGAGGGGGAAGGGGAGUUGUGCACUCUCAUAGCCCUCUCUUCAGGAUAACGACAGCAGCUGCAGCUCUCGUUUCACACUGCGGAAUUACAGCACGGCAAAGUUUUUAUCGCAGCCGAGAUUUUCAUCUGUAGC